Corticium candelabrum is the source of this 1078-nucleotide messenger RNA. RefSeq names its product nicotinamide N-methyltransferase-like. Gene Ontology annotation, molecular function: N-methyltransferase activity. Bases 1 to 807 code for a protein of 268 amino acids. Gene Ontology annotation, cellular component: cytosol. NCBI's taxonomy places the organism in Eukaryota, Metazoa, Porifera, Homoscleromorpha, Homosclerophorida, Plakinidae. The record is from RefSeq and is a predicted model, not a curated record. The transcript has a single exon.
AUGUCCACAUCUGUGUCCGAAGUUUACCAACACAACAAAACGUUUGAUCCCAGUACGUACACAGAAAGCUACUUGUCUCUUUCUGAUCGUGCCGAGCCGUUUGCGAAAGACCUGUUGCUAUUCCGGCUACAGCAGCUCCACCAGUUUUACAUCACAACCGGUCCUAUGCUAUCUGGUUGUAGAAUACUAGAGUAUGGUGGAGGUCCGGGCCAUAUUUAUCCUCUCAUCAGUGCUGCACCGUUCGCUUCAGAGAUCGUGUUUGCUGAAUAUGCAGAGCAGAACCGGAAAGUGGCCGAACAAUGGAAGUCCUACAGCAGCGAAACACCUGAAAUGACUGCCCUACUAGAGCAUGUGGUGCGUAUGUUGGAAAACAACACGGCUAAGAACGCUGUACAGGAAAGAGCAAUGAAGCUGAGGUCGUUGAUAUCUCAAAUACUUCCUUGUGACAUCAACCAAGAGGUCGCGCUACGUGACUGCACUCUACCGUUUGAUAUCGUUUCUACCCAUUUGUGCCUUACUGCAGCUACGUCAUCAGUAGAGCAAUACGUGCUGAAUUUGAGGAAGUUAGCUCGUCUUUUGCGUCCAGGUGGAAUGAUUGUGAUGACUGAACCAAUUGGUGGCACUUUCUAUUUAGUUGGAAGCCAAAGGUUACCUGAUCUUUACGUCAGCUCAACUGAAGUAGUUCGUGAAUCUCUACUUCAAGCUGGAUUCACUGAUGUGUCAAUAAAGACACUGAAAGUUCGACCUACUGAGGUGACUGACCAUGUUGAAUAUGCAUUUUGCACUGCAGUUUUGGAUUCUGUUUGAGUCUGAGAAUAUGGUUGAACUGUGUAGUUCAAACAUUCUCCAACAGUCAAUGGAAUUUGCGGUUUGUGAGUAGCAAAGCAGAAUUCAUAGCACUAAAGUCUGUUCACCUAUUACAUCUCCGCUCUAUUGGAAUCCCAGUUGCCUAAAUUGGUAGCUCGACCUGCAGCAUCAAAUUAAAUAAUUAAUAUGUCAUAAUUACUGUUACUAAACUAUAUUGCUAACCAUACACUAUGGCACUGUUUCAGUUAGGUGAAACACCCAACUUAGUCAG